Messenger RNA from Nicotiana attenuata, 624 nucleotides. RefSeq lists its product as uncharacterized. The record is from RefSeq and is a predicted model, not a curated record. Bases 1 to 624 code for a protein of 207 amino acids. The transcript has a single exon. NCBI's taxonomy places the organism in Eukaryota, Viridiplantae, Streptophyta, Magnoliopsida, Solanales, Solanaceae.
AUGGAGCUUCAAUUUGAAAAUGGUGUUCAAGCCGCCGCAGACGAGGGAGAAAAGAAGAAACUGACCCAGGAAAAUGAGGCCCUUAAAGCUCAGAUCAGAAAGAUGAAAAUAGUUGCUAAUAACCCGAAAAGAAGUCGGGCUGAUGAAAGACUUAUAAGUGGUCUAAAUAAGAAAAUCCUCGAGUGCCAAGAAGACCUGGAAAAGUCUGAAGACAGUCUAGCAAAAAUCCGGGCACAAUGGACAACGAAUGCAGAAGAACGGGCACGAUUUGUGCAGCAAAUGAAGAGGAACUAUGAAGGGACCAUCACUAGUCUAAGAAGAAAGGUAACUACUCUUGAAGAUGAGGCAGCCAAACAGGCUAAAGAUUUCAAAGCUGAUAGGGAGCACUGUUAUGCUCUGAUGGCUCGAAUGGAGGAAGAAAUACAGAACCUGCAAAAUCAGCACCUUCAUGACUCCCAAGUGUUGGAAGCCCGGAACCAGCAUAUAGGGCGGUUGCUUCAGGAAAAAGGCAGAAUUAGAGAAAGGAUCAGAACCAUCGCUGACUACAUUACCAUGAAGUGCCAAGCGUGCGAGGACAUGACUCGUUCCACCUUUUUUGCUGCAGUAAUGACUUUCGUCCGCUAA